GAAAACGCAAUGCUCAGCAGAGAAAGUUAUACAGUGUGCACUGAGGGGCACAAACUUGUAACGUGUCAAUAUUUUGUAUCCCAUUUUGAAUUGACCAAUCAUAAGUGCAUGCUUAUGUGCCUGCGUCCACCGGGCUACUAGCAUAGAAGUGCAUCGGUCCUGUCGAGCGCAACCACCCCCAGCGGCCGUCGAGCCCAAUUUUGAGAGCCUAUAUCAAAUAACAGGCACGCUUGAAAUCCAAGGAACUAGCCACUUUACUCGAUUUAUCAUGGGCUUGUAGCGCGAAACGCUUCGUUGCACACAGUUGACUAGCGCAAGCGGCAGUCUCCAAGUCGCGCUAGUCGCCACGCUGGGCGAUGGCUUAAUGGUUUUAACCUGCAUGGCUAUGAUAUAAGCUGUGGGUGCAGCCACGGGCUCAAUCGGCGUCUUCGGCUCACUGGCGCGGUCGACUACUGCCCAUUGGGCACGUUGACUGGCCGCCUGCAGCUGCGAGAGCAACUCGGGAGCUUCCUGGAGAGCAUCAAGCGCUAGUCUAAGCGCAGAAAGGAAGGCCAGGGCGGGAGGGUAGCGCGCACGGCGAGCCCGGCGUCAUGGACGACGUCGCGGCUGGCCGGACAGCGGGAAGGUCUGCGGACGCUGAUGAGCAGAAGCCGACGUUGGGCACAGCGGGAAUAGGGCCUGCCGUGCGAGGAGUCAGCGGCCCUGGCAUGAACCCGAUGGAGACCGGCAUGCUUCGCCGCCCAUCGGAAGUCGCUGGGAGGGACCCCGGGCAGGCACGGCGGCCUUCAGAAGAUGACUCCUGGAACCCAGAAACGCUACGGACAGCGUCUCUGCUCAGCCAUGGACGGACGUAUGACAUGAGCAAGCGCGAGAGCUGUACGGACAGCUCAACGGGCGCCGAGUUUCUGCUGGCAGGAAGCUAUGGCUUGCCCCCGGGCGGGAGGCGGAUAACCAGCACAACUGCUUCACACGCAGCUGUCGGCGUGCCAGGUGGCAAUGCCGGCGGUGGGCAAAACUCAAUGUUAGGGCCUGGACAAUCCUUCGCCUCUGGUGGAGCUGGGCGCCUGGGCUCAUUCACCUCGGGAAGCUCGCAGCUGGGCCUCCGCCCGCCUCCCCUCAGCAUCCCUUCGCCGUCUGGCCUGGCAGGGCAGGUGCCACUGCUCUCGCACCAGCACCAGCAGCACUCCUCCCAAGGGCCCGCCGGCGAGGGCAUGCACAGCACUGCGCCAUCCACGCACCAGUCCGGCGCGCGGUCGCGGCAGCUCCACAGCUUCGGUGCGCCUUCAACCAGCGGCAUUCUCCCAGAGCGCUGGUCUGCUGGCGAAGGCGCAUCCGGCGCCGGCCGCGGCGACGCCCAGCCUCCACAGCCUGGCCAAAUGGGGUUGCCGCCCCUGCCGUCCAGGGCCAUGCGCGGCGGCCCCGGUCAUGCAGCCACAACCCUCUCCGGCGGUGUGGGCCAAUCCGCGGAGGCCGGGGAGCAGCGGCAUGGACUCACACCACAGCUGACGGGGCCUGGCCUUGGGCAAGGGGCGGGGGAAAUGCUUGGGAGCGCGGUGGUCACCACAGGCGCGCCAGGGCGCGCUCCCACGCCGCCGCAAGGCGGUGGGGGCCAGGCCGGCGCGGCUGCUGCUGGGGAAUUGCGCGAAGACCAGCUGCUCAGCACCACCAGGCUAGGUGCGCCGCAGCUCUUCGGUCCCGGCCAGGGCGAUAACGAGGCGCGCAUGCCACCCAUCAGCGCCAUGCUUGGCCUCCCCGGCGGCCCCGUCGCCGAUGACGACGACCGCCACGCUCCCGCGUCGGCCUUCCUCGAGUUUGCCAACGAGCCCGGCUUCGCCAGCGGGCCCAGCGGCCGUGGUGCAGGCGGCGCGCCGCCUUCUCCCACUCACCUUGUGAUGGCGGCAAUGCAGGCAGGGCAGCAGUUCCGCUCUGCCUCGCUGAGCAGUCUGUCCAUGCAGCAGAUGGCAGCAACCCCAGGCGCGGGUCAGCAUGGCGUCGCCGGGCUGCUGGGGCAGCGGCAAGGCACUGUGGAUGGGCCGCUUGGGAGGCCACAAAGCUUAAACCUGCCCGGCACUGGCGGUUAUGAGGCCGUUAACCUGCCUGGUCCCGGCUACGCCGCUGCCGCCGCGAUGGCGGCAGCCGGUGCAGGCGAUGGUGGUGGUUACGGCGGCCACGCGCUUGGCUCCCGUAGCUCGCCGCGGCAUGCGUCCCAGCAGUCACCGCGCCUCUUCCACCAGUUCCAGCAGUCUGGACAGAUGCCAUCGCAUUUCAUGCAGCAGCAACAACAACAACAGCAACAGCAGCAACAACAACAGCAGCAACAGCUACAAGCUCAGCAGCAGCUCAUGUACGGGCAGCAGCAACAGCAAGGCCUGGACUCGCCGCGCAUGCAGAUGGCACCUGGCCCUGCCAUGCAGGCCGGGCAGCAGCAAGUGCUGCAGCAGCAACAACAACAACACCAGGCGCCCUCCCCCUACGAUGACCGCCAAGGAGUCCGGCCAGCGUCGCCGUACGGUAUGGACCUCCAGCAGCAACAGCAGUUUCUUGCAUCACAGGCAGCCAUGCGUGAACUGGCGAUGGGCGCGAUGCGCAGCCAGCAGCUCAUACCAGGCCUCACGCGCAUUGCUUCCGGCGUGGGGGCCGGCAGUGGCGGCGGCGGUGCUGGCGGCGGUAGCUACAGGACAACCCUGGAUGGGCACUCCGGCCAGCCAGGGAUGCAUGCACAGCAACAGCAUCACGCUGCGUCCAUGGCGCAGCACCAGCAGCAGCAGCAGCAACAACAACACACAGGUAGCCUCGCCCAGGCGCAGUACCAGCAAGCUAUGCAGCGCGCCGGGUCACACCCGCACACGCUCCUCUCAGCACAGCACCAGCAACAACAACAGCACCAGCAGCACCAGCAGCACCAGCAACAACAGCAGCACCAGCAACAACAACAACAACAACAGCACCAGCAGCAGCAACUCCACCAGCAACAGCUGGCCCAGCGCCUUGACAUGCUGGAGCAGCAGCAGCUGGAGCAGCAGCGGGCCGCGUCCCUCAGCGGUGUCGGGCUGCUCUCGCAGGGCCGCGCGCACCCCAGCCCUUUCCACCUGCAAGUGAACACGGGCCUGUCUGGCAUGGACACGGCGGUCUACCAGUCAGCCGGCGCGCUGGACUCGCCCCUGGCACACCGCCAGCACUCGCUCCAGCUGCAGCAGCGGCAGCAGUCCGACAUGUACUCCCAGCAGCAGAUGCUGGCACAGCAGGGAGAGGCGAGCGGGUUUGCCGGUCACCAGCGAGGCCCCAGCAGCCCCGGCGUCAACCCGUGGCUCUUCCAGCAACAGCAGCAGCAACAGCAGCAGCAACUGCAACAACAGCUCUCACAGCCGGAGCCUCUGGGUGGGGCGCUGGCGUCAGGUGUGGUUGGGGAUGUCGGGCUGGGCGGCGAGCGAGACGCUGCAGCUGCAGCUCAGGCGCGCGCAUCUCGACAGCUGAAGCGGCGCCGCACCUCGCCUCAUCCCAGCAUCGCGCGUUCGGCAAGUGGUGGCGGCGUCAGCGGCUUGGAGCAGGGCGGCGGCGUGCAGGUCCCGAGCUCCGGGCCCGCUCCCAGCAGCCAGCCCUCCGGUCUUCGCGCCCUUGUCCGCGACUCUGGCAGUGUCCGUCGUCGCCAAAACAGCGCAAGCGGAGGCACCGGGUCAGGCCCAACCGCCAGCGCGGGUGCGGGGCAGGCGACAGCGAGCGCAGGCGGUGGACUGACCCUGGCGGACGCCGCCGGCAGUGGGCAGCUUGGCUCGGGCGCGCCUGCGGCCACCACGGUCCCGACACGCGCGCUGUACAUGAGCGACGAUGAGGAUGCGGAGUUCCUUAGCCAGGGCGAGUCCCAGGAGGAGAGCUCAAGCCAGGGCACACCCGGCGAGGAGCGCGAGGGAGGUCGGACGCGCCGGGGAGGCGGGCGCCAAGGUGGGACGGCCAGCGGCCGAGGGGGAGGCGGCAGCCUACUCAUGCCGCUUGGUGAUGUGUCCGACGGCGGCUUCACUGGCGGCGGCGGCAGCAUGGUGGAGAUCGAUCCCGUCACAGGCCAGAUGCGACGGCGGGCGCUGACGCAGGAGGAGCGCAUGCUGCGCAACCGCGAGGCCGCCGCGAAGAGCCGCGCGCGGCGCCACCAGUACCAGCAGAGCCUUGAGCAGCACAUCCUGGCGCUGCAGACCCACAGUGCCGCCCUGCGCCGCCUGCUGGAGCAGAACGGCAUCUCCCUACCCGCACCGCUGCGUGAGCAGCAGGCAGCGCUGGGCGACGGCCUGCCGCCGCCGCCGCGCCGCAACAGCCCGCCGCGCAGCCGCAAGGGCAUCGGCGGUCGGCCGCGCAAAUACCCGCUCAAUCCCGACGGCAGCAAGCCCACCCGCUCGCGCCGCCGCACGUCCACAGGCACGGCGCUGACGACUGCAGGCUGGGAGGGCGGCGCGGCGGAGCAGGCUGAGGGCGGGGAGGAGGCGGCCGGCGGUGGCGUCUCGGAGGGCGCAGGCGGCACCGCAGGGGGCAGUGGCGGCGGGGCGCGUGGUGGACGUGGGGCUGGGCGCGGCCGUCGAGGCGCCGGCAGCCGCGGCGGCAAGAGCGCGGCUCGAGGCGGUCGCGGCCGGGGCCGCUCCAGUGGCGGAACCCGCCGGGAUGAGGAGGAAGGCGACGACGGCGAGGAGGGGCACGGCGGCAGCGGCCAGGAGGAGGAGCUGCCGGGCGCGCGCGGCGCUGCCAGCGGCUUGCUCGGGCAGUCAUCAGACCCGCCAAACACAUCGGGCACAGGCGCCGGCGGCUCUGUGGUCAUUGCCGGCGCGGUGCAGGAGCCUCGGCUCUCCGUCUCGGCCCUCACAGGGCUGGCCAAGACGCAGGUUCAGGCUGGGGCAGCGCGUGGCGGCGGCAUCGCGCCUGCAUGGAGCCAGCCACAGCCGCUGGGUGCGGAUGGCGCUGCAGGAGGGUCGGGGCUGGCGGGUGCCAGUCUGUCUGCCCCGCUGCCGGGCGCGGGAGGCGGCUUGCUGGCGCCUGGGGGUGGUGGUCAGCAGGGCGUGCACGGCGGCGCUGGUGGGGCGGAAGCGGCGGAGGGCGCUGCGGCGGGACAGCAGCACCAGGACCACUUCGACAUGUUAGCCAUAGGCAGUUACAGCGACCUAAUGACUACUCUGUUCAGCGAAGGCCAGUGAGGCACGCGGUCGUUACCUUGGCGUACGGGUUGGGAGUAUUUCAGCAAGAAUUCUUUAGCACCACCAAACUCCGCCAGCUUUCUUCCUUUGACGCGUGGGACGAUUGAUGUCUGACCUACUUUGAGUAGGAUAGGAGGUGGAUGUAGUGCUCUGCUAGCUUUGACCUAACCAGCUGCCAUGUCUGCCAGCGUUAGGCAUCUAGUGAUCAGGGCCGUUCGGAGUAUGGCACAGAGCCCAUGCAUAUAAUUGGUUUGAGUUGGCGAGCCAUGCGAACCUAUGCGUCGUCUUCUCCUGUGCAGACAGAAUAGAUGCCCUUUUACCUAGGUUUACCCACACGCCAUGAUAGCCUGCGGCAAUUGUAACCGCUUUUGAUGUUGGUGGUGGGUGGUAGUGACAUGACCGGGCAUGAUAGCCGCUGGCCGCUGGCGUGACGGAGGAUUGGGGAUUUGGGGCCGGGUAUAGUUUGUGCAUUGCACUGUACUGUCCCGACCAUUGCGGCUGCAAUGGCAGGUCUGUCGUGUAAUUAUUGUCAUUCAACCAGUAGACUAGGUGUGUACGGUGUGCGGCGGCAUAGCGGCAAUGGACUGGUGCCGCCUUUUGAUUGACAACCGGGAGGGCAUGACCGGGAUGCGGGCUUACGUAACUAGCCGAGCGCACGAGCUUGCAUAACUGGGGCACGCAUGGCACACCUGCCUCUGUGAUAUGCGGCAGUGGGAGCUGGUAGGAGUUGGCCGUCGCACAGCAUGAAGCGGGAGUUGCCACGGCCUUGAACGGAAAGCCGUAUGUCGACUACCUAAUCGGCUAACAUCGCUAAUCGGCCCUUGCCGAUGCUUCAGCGGGCUGUGUACGUGAAGACUCUAGUUGACAGUAGCGCUUUGCUGCUUAGUUCUUUCACCAUGGACCCAGGGAAUGUAUUUGUGGAGCAGGACAGGGAUCCCAGGGAGCGGCGCGUGUGUUGGCCGCAGGUAGUGUGGAAGUAGUCGUGUGGGUAGGCAGGGGUAGGCAGGGUAGGAGAAGAUGAAAAGGCCGCGGUGCAUGUUGGCAGUGCUAGGUGUGCGCAUACAUUGCGCCACAGGGCCCGUACGGCCACAGCGUGUUUCGUUCCUUUUUGCGGUGAGGUGAGACGUGUUGUACAAUCUUGCGCGGAGGAGCGGAUGGUGUGAUGAGAACUACGGCAGUGGUGGCAGUUGGUGAGUUGGCGAUGAUGAUUGCAGAGCUUGGGAGACGGGGCGGGGGCGGGGGUCGAGAGCGGGGCAAAACCCCAAACCUAUGAGACCCGUGGGUCCAGCACAGAUUGGGUUGUAAAACGUUAAGACA
This is a messenger RNA of Chlamydomonas reinhardtii, 6488 nucleotides long. RefSeq lists its product as uncharacterized. Gene Ontology annotation, molecular function: DNA-binding transcription factor activity. The coding region runs from base 591 to 5171 and encodes 1526 amino acids. Gene Ontology annotation, biological process: regulation of DNA-templated transcription. The transcript is spliced from 6 exons. The record is from RefSeq and is a predicted model, not a curated record. NCBI's taxonomy places the organism in Eukaryota, Viridiplantae, Chlorophyta, Chlorophyceae, Chlamydomonadales, Chlamydomonadaceae.